Molecule: messenger RNA, 1333 nt
Organism: Striga asiatica
Lineage: Eukaryota; Viridiplantae; Streptophyta; Magnoliopsida; Lamiales; Orobanchaceae
Source: the annotation of a GenBank genome assembly
CUAAAAGCCUUUCCUGCAAAAACCCUUUUUUCUUUGUCGAAUCCCUAAAAAAUUCUCUCGCUCAUCGCUUACAUCACCUAAUUCUACUUUGCUGCAGAAAAUUUUCACUAUUUAUUGGUAAUUUCGUACAAACGCCAAGAAUAAUUUCGGGAACCCGGCAAAAAUGUCGGGUGUAUCUGAAGCAGCCGCCGUCAUGGCAAGCCGCGAGCCGUUUGCAAUCAACCACGGCGUAUCAACCGGGCCGGGCCAUAACCCAGCCGCUUCACAGCAGCAUCUGGAUCAGCAGAUGCGCGUGCCCUACACCGCCGACGGCGCGUACAGAUCCGUGGCCUCCCCGCCUGCGUACCAACCAAUGCCCGGCGGCGCACCCGUGGCUACGAAUCUGAACUCCGGCGACCAGAAACGCAAGAGAGGGCGGCCCAGGAAGUACGGGCCGGAUGGGAACAUGGCGGCGAUGGCUAUGGCUUCCGGCCAGCAGCCGAUGAACGUGGGUAUGCAGCAGGCCCAGAUGCAGACUUUCUCUCCUCCGCCGGCGGCGGCACCUCCACAGCCACCGGUGGGCGGCUCGGCCUCACCCACCGCCAAGAAGGCCAGGGGCAGACCCCCGGGUUCAGUGAACAAGAAGAAGCAGAUUGAAGUUAUUGGAUCAACUGGGAUUGGAUUCAUACCUCAUGUAAUCGACGUGAAGCCAGGGGAGGAUGUAUCUUCGAAAAUAAUGGCAUUUUCUCAAAAUGGCCCAAGAGCUGUUUGUAUUCUAUCUGCAAAUGGUGCCAUAUCUAACGUCACCCUUCGCCAAGCUGCUACUUCCGGUGGCACUGCAACUUAUGAGGGGCGAUUUGAUAUAUUGUCUCUUUCGGGGUCGUUUAUGCUGUCGGAUGUUGGUGGUCAUAAAAGCAGAACUGGUGGAUUAAGCACAACACUAGCCGGACCUGAUGGAAGGGUUUUUGGUGGCUGUGUGGCUGGUUUACUCAUAGCUGCCUCCCCUGUGCAGGUAAUAGUCGGAAGCUUCUUGGCCGACAAUCGAAAAGAACAAAAAUCUGCAAACUACAUGGAGUCAAUAUCCGCUCCACCAAAGGUAAACCUUAGCGGACCAACUGGUGCCAGCAGCUCCCCUUCACGUGGGACUUUCAGUGGAUCAUCUGGUGGGCCCGCAAGCCCACUCAACCUUAGCUCAGUACACGAUUUUUGCGGAUAUGCCCUCCUGAGGGCUUACCGUGUUUCUGCAGCCAAGCUCCUUCUUUGCUUUGAGGAUCGAAAAGUAGUGAGUCUCGAGACUCUCGACAACCUGCCCGACUUGGAAAUGGAAAUUAUUGCAACGCAUAAUUUGAUCUAA